Molecule: messenger RNA, 4053 nt
Organism: Ceraceosorus guamensis
Lineage: Eukaryota; Fungi; Basidiomycota; Exobasidiomycetes; Ceraceosorales; Ceraceosoraceae
Exons: 6
Coding region: 335-3955 (1206 amino acids)
Biological process (GO): histone catabolic process
Cellular component (GO): Lid2 complex
Molecular function (GO): ubiquitin-protein transferase activity; zinc ion binding; chromatin binding
Source: RefSeq, a predicted model, not a curated record
CCGGACUUUGUCACCGGUCCGACUGCCGCCUCUCCCCGCCUUCACACCUGCGCCGCACUGCCUCGCCGACGAAUCCGAUCGCCUGCGCCACUAAAUUUCGCGCGCGUGGAUCUUACACGCGCCCCGGCGCUAAUUAUUGCGCAUCAAACCUCGACGCGCCGACGGGUCCGCAACCGCUAAACAACACCGUCUGGGUCUUGGCUGACAUCGACAUUGUCCGGCAACCCGCACGCUGUCUUCACCGUUGGAUUCCCUUCCCACCAUCACUCUUGCUACUGAUCUGCUCCUCUCUCGACCAUGCUUUCACGAUGGUCUUUUUCACCAGGCGCGUGUCAUGGAGUUCGUGCUGGCAUCCUCCUCCCGGAGUGGUGCAGCAGCGCUGCUAUCGUCUUCCGGCACUCUGCAACUCCGAGCGAACGUCUUUCUCAGGACACGCGACAUUUCGCACCGUGUCAGCAAUGAUCCCAGACUUUUGGUAGGCACCAUGAAGUCUGAUGUUUAUGCGCUGGAGAACGUGCGUGGUCUUUGCGAGGUUCGACAUCGCGAUCUGCUCGGCGACGCGCCUGAAGUCAGCGCUUGGAAGAAGAAGGACGAUCACUUCUACUUUCACCAAAUCUACGACGGCUACAUCCACCGCUUCUACGACGUCAUACCCACCGAGAAGAUAAAAAAUGCUCCUCCAGCUGUGCUCAACCUGCUACGGUCACGGUACUCGUUCAUUGUUGCCGAGGUCGGAAUGACACCAGACCUUUGCGACGCCCUCCGAGGAUGCGCCGUCUGCCACCGGUGGGCUUCUAGCCCCGAGAGCGUUCGCUGUGACACUUGCAAGAAGUUCUUUCACAUGCGCUGUUUGACACCACCACUAGCAAGCAAACCUGCAAAAGGCUACAGCUGGACAUGUGCACCAUGCUCAAAGAGGCACGAGCAGGAUGUGGAGUCUACCAUCAGCGGCGGUCUCUCCGCUUCCGCCCUAGCAGCGGGAACGUCCAGCCUGUCUCGUCUCCCAGGCACGCAAGGCGCCAUACGCGGCGUUCCAGCGGGCAACGGAGUUAAAGCUCGUGGACCCGGUCGAGGCCGAGCUAGCGGCAUUGGCACUCCGACGGACCCAUCUCCGGACUCGAGUCCCGCGCCUGUCGCGCGCACCAUUGACGACAUUCGCGGAACGCGAUGCUUCAACCGAUGGCCUUAUCGAUAUUUUGGUCAGCACACGGAAGCAAAAGAUGUGCUGGAUCCUCAUGACUCAAUCUAUCCUCGAGCAGCGACACGACUGGGACCCAAGUAUCAGGCUGCGCCUCCUAGCUGGAAAGAGCAACUGGAGCUCGGACUCGGUGUUCAAGGGCGCACAUCGGACGACGCCGAGGGAGGCGGGGCAGGUAACGGUCUAUCAAUCGAAGACGGUGUCCCUCCUCCCAAGAAGAAGGGUGGUAGACCGCCGAAACGCAAGAGGCCUGAAGCGGAACGCUCAGAUACACCACAGGCACAACUCACUCCGACCUUGAGCAUGGUCAAGCUACCCGCAGACACUCCCGCGAGGGACUUUGAGAGAGGCACAGACGAGAGUGUGGAGGUGAUAUGGCAGCCUCAGCUCAAGCCUGGCAGAAUAGUGGAUGCGUUCUUCAUAGGUGCGAGACAGCUCUUUGCUCACAUUCCUGCCCACGACGUCGACUUCAUGGACAGAGCGCUGCAAGUGCUUGCGUCUCGGGCGGGCAACCCUGCUCUGGGCUUGCAAGCCCUGUCUGCCAGUACGCCCGAAGAUUUUCGACAAGUGCAUUGGUCGCAGAAGGAGACUCGCCAAUUUGACCAGGUCAUGAAAGACUACAACGCUGACAUGCGACAACUCAAGAAGGCUGUACCUACCAAGACGUACGGAGAGAUUGUGCGACAGUUCUAUAGCUGGAAGUGCAAGCGACUGCGAGAAGUGCUGGACAAGGAGGCGCAAGAAGAAGCAGAGCUGGCAAGCAAGACUGGCAAGGUGGUGAGGAAGAGCGGUGCUCAGUCCUUGGCGCCUGCGCCCACGCCGCCUUCCACGCGCGCUGUAUCGCCGUCCCUUUCAGUGUUUGGGGACGCGUCCAUUUCCAACCCGACGUGCUACAUGUGCUCCACUCAUCAAUCGCAAGUAUGGUACAAGGGCCCGUACAGCUGGCCGAAUCGGUACUUGUGCACCCACUGCGGUCUCUAUUGGCGCAAGUACGCUGCCGAGAGCACUUCUACCCAGGAGCUCGUCGCCAUCAACACCCGGCAAAAGGCAGCAGCGCUGAAUGCAGCGGGUGAGGAAGAGCUUGGCGUGCAGCCGCCUGCCAAGUCUGCAAAGAUGAGCAAGACCGCUUCUGCUCGUGCCGCCGCUGCAAGGACGACCCCGCCGACGCGCGCUGCUCCAGUAGCUCCGCCGCCACCUCCUCCGAAACCGGAUCCCAUCAAAUGCGUCAUGUGCGAGAAGAUGGAGCCCAAAAAGACGCUGCAGCAAUGCAGGCAGUGUACUCUGAGCGUCCACAAAGGCUGCUUUGGUCUCACCGAUGAGGAAGUGGCUGCCGAAUGGUGGCAAUGCGAAGCUUGCUCUAACGAGAAGGCUCUCGACGCUGCGCUCACACCUGGCUGUGUACUUUGUCCGUCGUUGCCUCGCGCCAAGUCGUUUGGGGCGACUGAUGCGGCAGGUCAAGGUGACAAGGCGCUCUCGAGAGCACGCAAAGGUGGAGUGGACGCGAAUGGCACAGACGAGAGCGCGACGCGUACACCCACCGUUCUCGAUGCUGUCAAGCCGACGGAAGGGAACAACUGGGUUCACCUCAUUUGCGCUGCCUUCAUACCCGAAAUCGUCUUUACCGACCCGGCACGCUUACGUCUCGUCGAAGGCGUUGGCAAUUUACAAUGGUGGCGAUACAACAGCGAAUGCGACCUCUGCAAGACGCGCUUUGGAGCGUGCGUCAGCUGUGCCGAACCUAGCUGCCGAAAGACGAUGCAUGUCUCCUGCGCAUGGACUGCUCAGCCGUCAGUUUGCAUGCUCUUUGAUUUCACUGCUGUCAAAGUCUCUCGCAAGGACAUUGUGCCCACUGCGAGCUUCAAGGGGGAAAGCGGUCACAUCAAUGCCAUGCUUUGGUGCAAGGAGCACAAGCACAUCGGUGAGAGCAAGAAGCCCACAACGCAUCAACUUACCGACAUCGACCCCGAGACUGGCAAGACACUGCUACAAAUCUAUGCAGAAACGCACAAGCACACUGCUUCGCCUGGCAUACCUCGCGAAGUGGUUGCUGCAGCGGAUCAAGCGUAUGCUCUACUACGCCGAGCCAGAAGGUAUGACUUGAUGCUCAGCAAGACCAACACCACCAGUGUCGUCCAUGGCCCGCCACUCGCGAGCGAGAUGGCGCGCAUAGAUGAAGAGCAUGCUGUCCAGGCUUACCGACCCGAUCCAGAGCUUCUGCCAGCACUGACACGCGCUCCUGCCAAGAAUCACAAGAUUCCAGCCGGAGGCGCGGAAAACGUCGUCGCAAAAAGAGCUACUACUGCCCCUGCUCCGAUUGGAUACUCGGGUCGUCAAGCCACUCCCGCGUCGUCAGGAGCGCCACCUUCGCUGUUUGGAAUGAAGCCCAAAAGGCUAUGCGCAAAGUGCUCUGCACAUUCUUCGCCUUUCUGGUGGCCAGCCCCACCGUCCGGUCCGACGAAGCUCGAUCGAUCGGACGCUGUCGGAGAAGCCAAGGACCAGGCUGGCGCGUCGAGUGGUCAAACGAUGAAGCCAGAAAAGAGGUCUCCUUCGAUUGCGCUUGCUGAGAGGCAAGAUGUGGACUCGCCCAUGCGCAGCGUGAGCGAGGGCGCUUUCGAAGAAGAAGAUCAGCAAGCGUCGAUCAAGGCGUCUCCUGUGCCGCCAACACCAUCGAGCACUACGAAUGAUAGCAGCUUGCCUGCCUACCUCUGCAAUGUGUGCGCACAUGAAAACGGCAUGGUGGACGAUGCGCUCGAAUGAUGAGCCCGCGACGCUCGCUUCAGCCCAACACGUCGACGCUUCGCCAAUCUUUUUCCCCUUUUUAUCUGACAGCAAUCGUGCGCCAACACACAUCCCCC